AGUGGUUUGGUAACUGGUGUCACAAUAUUCCUCGAGAGUACAAUGACAUGCAAAAACAAAAGAAAACAAUGAGAAAAACCUGAUGUUAAGCCUACGCACUUUGUAUGUAUUGAACAGUGUGAUGCUGGAGACGAGUGGAUUUAAACGAUCCGUUCACAAUACCUUCUUGCGUCACUGACGAUCACUGUUCUCCUGAGACGUUUGAAAAUCUUAGGACGUUGCUAGGAAACGCCGAGGCCGAUUGACGACGCCGAUUCUGCACCCAAGUGUCCUGUAAUGUGCAAGCGAUGUUGCAGACAGUGCUAAGUUUUUAUAGUUCUAAAGUACAUUUACGCCACAUCACGUAACACUGUUUAAACUAGUGCGAAGAUUGUUGAUCUUAUAGUGAACUACGCAGAUUGUGGAUCUGAGAAACUACAAAGGUGUCACGUGUAGAAGCAUUAACAAACUCUUGCACUGAAUGGAUAUUUGGACUGGUCAUUUAUCUUUAUCGGCAUUUCUUCCAGACACUUAAAAUCCUUAUCAGUUAAAAUAUUAGUUUCAUUUUGACAAAAAAAAAAAAGCAUCUUCUAGGCACGAUUACUUUGCAAGCCAUUAACUCGGUUUUUAACCACUAGCCACUGGAUUAAUACAAUUCUUAUCACUGGUAUCGGCUUCUAAGGUAUAAAAUGCUGAAGAUCUGCAGUUAAGAUGAUAACUAAACUUAAUAUUUUCAAGUCGUUUUUAUAGCGAUCACAAUUGCCCUUACGCUUGGAAAAUGAGCAUCUGGAGGGGUGGUUCUGAAUCUCAAGACAUUGCUGAUUAUUCUACAGAGCUUCUUCACGUUCCCAGGACUGAGGUCACUAUGUCCACUACCUCCCGUCCCAGCGGAUCAAGACGAAGUAGCCCUAGAGGUAGUCUACGCUAUCGUUCUCCGUCCCCAGCCAAUUCAUCCAAUCACAUCGGUGGUUCUCCUUAUCAGGAGACUACAUUAGUGGAAGAGCUUAUGGCAUCCACAAUCACUGAUAACGUUGUUAGGCCUAACUCCCCACAAACAGAUCUGGUGAGAAGAGUAACAGUGAAACUUUCCCGUCAUCCUGAUGAUGAAAUCGGUCUAGGGCUUUCUGGAGGUAAAGAAAAUGAUGAGAGAAUCUUUGUGUCUAGUGUGAUGCAAAAUGGUGCGGCAGAUAGAGCUGGGUUGUCUGUUGGAGAUCAGAUUAUUGCACUCAACAAUAUAUCAAUCAACAAUUUCACCCUUCAGGAGGUGCUACACAUCCUCUAUUCGACAAGCAGAAAAGUGCAGCUCACAGUGAUUCCUUCACGAGGUCCAGGGAAUAUCCACAGUGUUGAUCCUCAUCACUACCUGUGGGUGGACAGCGAAGGAAGACCAGUUUCCCCACCGCUGGACUUUCUUUAUGAUUCUUCAUAUCGCUGUGGUCUUGGAGACGGGGUCAGAACG
Molecule: messenger RNA, 1438 nt
Organism: Limulus polyphemus (Atlantic horseshoe crab)
Lineage: Eukaryota; Metazoa; Arthropoda; Merostomata; Xiphosura; Limulidae
Product: whirlin-like
Exons: 3
Cellular component (GO): plasma membrane; stereocilium tip; stereocilia ankle link complex
Molecular function (GO): protein binding
Source: RefSeq, a predicted model, not a curated record